AUGGUUGUUGGCGAGAAGCGUGCUGCUCACCUGGGCCUGACCGAUGGAUUCCGGAUGUGCCUCGCGUUCCACGAUCUUUCACCCCAAGCUGCGACGCUUUUCCUAGUCAUGCCUAAGGAGCCAGUUAUCGGGUUAUCUGAAGCAGAAGAUUCUGGGGAAUCUGAAGAGGUCGAAGAACCCGCACAUUACCAACAACCGCUCUUCGCACGACGAGUGGACCCGGACUGGCUACCUAAGGCCAUGGUUGUGGACGAAGGGCCCGAGGGUGGGCAGUCUGUGUAUCGCAUACAUCUACGUGUUCUGGGUGGCCGUCAGUUGGGCUGGCCGCCCGGCUAAGAGUUUUGCACUGCAGGAGUUGCCGCACGUGUACAAAU
Molecule: messenger RNA, 374 nt
Organism: Empidonax traillii (willow flycatcher)
Lineage: Eukaryota; Metazoa; Chordata; Aves; Passeriformes; Tyrannidae
Product: histidine triad nucleotide-binding protein 1-like
Exons: 3
Coding region: 1-336 (111 amino acids)
Biological process (GO): purine ribonucleotide catabolic process
Cellular component (GO): nucleus; cytoplasm
Molecular function (GO): hydrolase activity
Source: RefSeq, a predicted model, not a curated record